Saccharomyces paradoxus is the source of this 1173-nucleotide messenger RNA. It is a transcript of the gene CDC50, whose product is annotated as aminophospholipid translocase regulatory protein CDC50. The record is from RefSeq and is a predicted model, not a curated record. Gene Ontology annotation, cellular component: endoplasmic reticulum; plasma membrane; Golgi apparatus. NCBI's taxonomy places the organism in Eukaryota, Fungi, Ascomycota, Saccharomycetes, Saccharomycetales, Saccharomycetaceae. The coding region runs from base 1 to 1173 and encodes 390 amino acids. The transcript has a single exon.
AUGGUUUCAUUAUUCAGAAGAGGUAAGGCUCCACUCACGAAAGAAGGGCCCACGUCUAAGAAGCCUCCAAACACAGCGUUUAGACAACAAAGGCUUAAGGCAUGGCAACCAAUACUGUCACCUCAAAGCGUGCUUCCAUUAUUAAUAUUUGUUGCAUGUAUCUUUACUCCUAUUGGCAUUGGACUCAUUGUGGGCGCUACUAAGGUACAAGAUCUAACAAUUGAUUACAGUCAUUGUGAUACAAAAGCCUCCACAACUGCUUUUGCAGAUAUACCAAAGAAGUAUAUUAAAUAUCACUUCAAAAGUAAAGUUGAAAAUAAACCACAAUGGAAGCUAACCAAAGACGAAAGUGGUGAACAAUCAUGCGAGCUCCAGUUCGAAAUCCCAAACGAUAUUAAUAAAUCCGUUUUUAUAUAUUAUAAAUUGACCAAUUUCUAUCAGAAUCAUCGUAGGUAUGUCCAAUCGUUUGACACAAAGCAAAUAUUAGGGGAAUCUAUCAAGUUAGAUGACUUGGAUACAAGUUGUAGUCCCAUAAGAAGUAGAGACGACAAAAUAAUAUAUCCUUGUGGGUUGAUCGCCAAUUCUAUGUUCAAUGACACAUUUUCUCAAGUUUUGAGUGGUAUUGACGGCACAGGUGACUAUAAUUUAACUAACAAGCAUAUAUCGUGGAGCAUAGAUCGUCACAGAUUUAAAGCUACCAAGUAUAAUGUUAGCGAUAUUGUCCCACCACCAAACUGGAUGAAGAAGUAUCCCGAUGGAUAUACUGAUGAAAAUCUUCCAGAUAUCCAUACUUGGGAAGAGUUUCAGGUAUGGAUGAGGACUGCAGCCUUUCCCAAGUUUUACAAGCUAGCGUUGAAAAAUGAAUCUGCUCCUUUGCCGAAGGGUAAAUAUCAAAUGAAUAUUGAGUUGAAUUAUCCCAUUUCACUCUUUGGUGGCACAAAAUCAUUUGUAUUAACUACAAAUGGAGCUAUUGGUGGUAGAAAUAUGUCACUUGGUGUAUUAUACCUCAUCGUCGCGGGACUUUGCGCUUUAUUCGGCAUCGUAUUUUUGGUUAAAUUAAUUUUUCAACCAAGAGCGAUGGGUGAUCAUACUUAUUUGAACUUUCAUGAUGAUGAAAAUGAGGAUUAUGAGAACAUACACGCAGAAAAUACAACAUUGAGAGAGAUUUUAUAA